Cinclus cinclus is the source of this 2112-nucleotide messenger RNA. It is a transcript of the gene LSS, whose product is annotated as lanosterol synthase. The record is from RefSeq and is a predicted model, not a curated record. Gene Ontology annotation, molecular function: lanosterol synthase activity. NCBI's taxonomy places the organism in Eukaryota, Metazoa, Chordata, Aves, Passeriformes, Cinclidae. Gene Ontology annotation, biological process: triterpenoid biosynthetic process; cholesterol biosynthetic process. Gene Ontology annotation, cellular component: lipid droplet.
AUGCGGUUCUACGCAGCGCUGCAGGCCGAGGAUGGGCACUGGGCGGGCGACUACGGCGGGCCGCUGUUCCUGCUGCCGGGUCUCCUCAUCACCUGCCACACGGCCAAAAUCCAGCUGCCCGAGGGGUUCAGGAAGGAGAUGAUACGCUACCUGCGCUCUGUGCAGCUCCCGGAUGGAGGCUGGGGCUUACAUGUAGAAGACAAAUCAACAGUGUUUGGUACAGCCCUCAACUAUGUAGCCUUGAGGAUCCUGGGGGUUGGACCAGAUGACCCUGACAUUGUACGGGCCCGUGUCAACCUGCACAGCAAAGGAGGUGCUGUGGGGAUCCCUUCCUGGGGCAAGUUUUGGCUGGCUGUCUUGAACGUUUACAGCUGGGAGGGAAUGAACACGCUUCUCCCAGAGAUGUGCAGCACUUUCUCUGUUGCAACCAGGCUGCUUCCCACAUGGUUUCCAGCCCAUCCGUCACGGCUCUGGUGUCACUGCCGCCAGGUUUACCUUCCCAUGAGUUACUGCUACGCUAAGCGUUUGUCAGCAGAAGAGGAUGAGCUUAUACGGAGCUUGCGGCAGGAGCUCUAUGUGCAAGACUAUGCCAGCAUAGACUGGCCAGCACAGAGGAACAACGUGGCUGCCUGUGAUGUGUACACCCCACACAGCUGGCUGCUGGGUGCUGCCUACGCCAUCAUGAACGUGUACGAAGCUCACCACAGCACUCACCUGCGGCAGCGAGCUGUCACAGAGCUGUACGACCACAUCAAGGCUGAUGAUAGAUUCACCAAGUGCAUCAGCAUCGGCCCAAUCUCCAAGACAAUCAACAUGUUGGUUCGAUGGUUUGUGGAAGGGAAGGACUCCCCAGCUUUUCAGGAGCAUGUUUCCAGGAUCCCUGACUAUCUUUGGCUGGGCCUUGAUGGCAUGAAGAUGCAGGGCACAAAUGGAUCUCAGCUCUGGGAUACUGCUUUUGCCAUCCAAGCUUUCUUGGAGGCAGAAGCCCAGGAGAUGCCCGAAUUCACCUCCUGCCUCCAGAAUGCCCAUGGGUUCCUCCAGUUCUCCCAGAUCCCAGAGAACCCACCUGACUACCAGAAAUACUAUCGCCAUAUGAGCAAGGGUGGUUUCCCCUUCAGCACGCGGGACUGCGGCUGGAUUGUGGCAGAUUGCACAGCAGAGGGGCUGAAGGCCGUUAUGCUGCUGCAGGAGAAGUGUCCCUUUAUAGCCAAGCCUGUGCCUGCUGAACGCCUCUUUGAUGCUGUGAAUGUGCUGGCUUUGGGCCAGAUUGAAAUAGUACUGCCCAUGAGGUUCCCACUGCCUCUCUGCUUGUCUGGGCAGUUGCUGAGCAUGAGGAACUCAGAUGGAGGCUUUGCCACUUACGAAACCAAGCGAGGAGGCCACUUACUGGAGCUGCUGAACCCCUCGGAGGUGUUUGGUGACAUCAUGAUUGACUACACGUACGUGGAAUGCACAUCAGCUGUCAUGCAGGCACUGAGACACUUCCAGAGCCAGUUCCCUGAGCACCGAACCCUGGAGAUCAGGGAGACUCUGCAGAAGGGCCUGGAUUUCUGUCGCAAGAAGCAGCGAGCGGAUGGGUCCUGGGAAGGGAGUUGGGGGGUUUGUUUCACCUAUGGCACCUGGUUUGGUCUGGAGGCGUUUGCCAGCAUGCAGCACACAUACCACAGCGGGACUGUCUGCCGAGAAGUGGCCCAGGCCUGCCAAUUCCUCAUCUCCAAGCAGAUGACAGAUGGAGGGUGGGGAGAGGAUUUUGAGUCCUGCGAGCAGCGCGCCUAUGUGCAGAGUGCUGAGUCACAGAUCCACAACACCUGUUGGGCCCUGCUUGGCCUCAUGGCUGUCAGGUACCCUGACAUCAGUGUGCUGGAAAGGGGCAUUAAACUGUUGAUGGAUAAGCAGCUGCCCAACGGAGACUGGCCUCAGGAGAACAUUGCUGGGGUGUUCAACAAGUCAUGUGCCAUCAGUUACACUGCGUACCGCAACAUCUUCCCCAUCUGGACACUGGGGCGGUUCUGCCGGCUGUAUCCCAACAGCCCUCUGGCUGGGCAGCUGCCAGCCAGAGCCAGGCCUUCAGCUGAGGCAGGGCAGGAGGAGCAGAGAGCCCUGUCUGCUUGA